AUGGCCGCUGCCCAAGUUCAAUACGAUGAAGCAAAGUCAGGCUGGCUUCAGGCCAUCAAAGAAGCCCAGAAACAAAAGGAUGAGGCCAGAUCCGCUUACGACAGCGAGAAGUCUGAUGGCUUGACGAAUGAUUCAUUCUCGCAGUGGGUCGCCAUGAACUACCCUGCUUUUAGUGUCGCUUACAACUACUACCGAGCAGCCGAAGCCCGGUACAUGGCUGCUUUCGCAAACGUGGACGGCCCAGGACAGCGAGAGUGGCAGCAAAAGAGGCAGCAAGAGUUAGCCCCAAUUUUGGCUACGGGUGGCGAUGAAAGCCAAUUCAUCAUCUACACCGGCGAGGAGUAA
Messenger RNA from Fusarium sp. VM40, 345 nucleotides. NCBI's taxonomy places the organism in Eukaryota, Fungi, Ascomycota, Sordariomycetes, Hypocreales, Nectriaceae. The record is from the annotation of a GenBank genome assembly.